AUGGAGAAUUUUAUCACUGGCUACCCAGGUCACGAGCAUGAACAUCGUGCCGCGAUGGCCUCCGUACUCGGCCCUCAGAAAGCUCAGUUCUUCUUCGAUCGAUUUCUUCAUCACUUCUUCACCGAGUCUGACGCUGAGUUUUUCGCUUCAUUGGGCCUGAACUGUAUCCGCGUCCCCUUCAACUACCGCCACUUCCUCGAUGACCAGCAACCCGGUGUGAUCAAGCAAUCCGGCUUUGAUCUGCUUGACCGCAUCGUCGGUAUCUGUGGUAAAUACAACCUUUACGUCAUUCUCGACCUCCACGCCGUUCCUGGCGGACAGAACCAGGACUGGCACUCCGACAGCGGCCUAUCCCGUGCGUUGUUUUGGGACUUCCGUGUCUUCCAGGAUCAGGUAGUCGAUCUCUGGGUCGAGAUAGCAAACCACUACGCCGGUAACCCCGUCAUUGCUGGCUACAACCCGCUCAACGAGCCCGCGGACCCAGAGCACGUCCGGCUGAUAGCAUGGUACGAGCGUGCUGAGAAGGCCAUUCGUGCAGUGGACGCCGACCAUAUCCUUUUCAUCGACGGCAACACAUAUGCUAUGGACUUCUCACACUUUAACACCGUGCUUCCGAAUACUGUAUACGCAUGUCAUGACUACGCAAUGCUGGGGUUUCCCAUCCCGGGCCAAGCGCCCUAUUCAGGCACGCAAGAGCAGAAAGCGAAGCUGAGGCGGCAGUUUGAGCGCAAAGUCAAGUUUAUGCGCGAAAAGGGCGUGCCGAUAUGGAACGGAGAAUUCGGGCCUGUAUAUGCCGAUCCCAGAGCCGACAAGGAUGCCGAGGUCACAGAUCGCUCGAGGUUAGGCGUGUUAGAGGAACAGCUGAAAAUCUAUGCGGACAGCGAUGUAAGCUGGAGUAUCUGGCUCUAUAAAGACAUAGGAUACCAGGGCAUGGUAUACCUUGACCCAGAGUCAGCGUACAUGAAGCUUACCGCACCUUUCGUGGCGAAGAAGCAGAAGCUCGGUCUCGACUUCUGGGGCUGUAUGGAUAAAGAGGGAGUGAAAGAUGUAUACGGCCCGUUUAUUCAAGGACUGAAGGCAAUGGUACCGGAGCACCUGCUAGACAAGAAGUAUCCAAAAAUUUGGACGUUUGAUCGUCAGGUAGAGAGGGUGGUGAGAGAGUGCUUACUCAGCGAGUAUAUGGGGUGGGAAUUUGCGGAGUUGUUUAAGGGGAAGACAGAAGAGGAGCUGGAGGAGUUGGCGAGGAGCUUCAGAUUUGAAGCAUGUGUUAAAAGGACUGGAUUGAACGAUGUCUUGAGAGAGGAUGCAGAGGCUUCGGAAGAAAGGGUUAUGAAUAGAGGAUAG
Molecule: messenger RNA, 1344 nt
Organism: Coniosporium apollinis CBS 100218
Lineage: Eukaryota; Fungi; Ascomycota; Dothideomycetes
Exons: 1
Coding region: 1-1344 (447 amino acids)
Biological process (GO): glucan catabolic process
Cellular component (GO): cell surface; extracellular region
Molecular function (GO): beta-glucosidase activity
Source: RefSeq, a predicted model, not a curated record